AUGACGAACGAUGAUAGUGAACAAUUCCCUGGUACCACCAAGCAGCAGGAUGCCAGAACUUCGAUCUCCGCGAUCUGGGAUUCCCUCUUCCGCCUCCCACCACCUCUGAAGCGCAUCUUUGACCAAACUCCUCUGGUCACAUAUCCGGAGAACGCGGCACCACUGCGCUCGGGGAAGAUUGAGCGGCGGAGGAAUGCCCUAUAUAUCUUCACCACGGACGAGGCGGCGUACAGGGGACAACCGAGCUUCAACCCUAGCUGCUUGAAAUGGCAGGCUUUUUUGAGAUUCGAAGGGUUGGAGUUCGUUACUGUUCCGAGCAGUAAUCAUGCUUCGCCUUCUGGGAGUUUGCCGUUUUUACUGCCGACUUCGGAUGCGAAGAAGGGGAGGGGUGCGCCGGUGGUGGGUGGGAAGUUGAAGCGGUGGGUUGCUGUGCAGCAGAAGGAGAAGGUGAAGAGCAAAGAGGUACAGGAGGACGUACGGUAUGAGGCUUAUGCGAGCCUGGUUGAUCAUGUGAUACGACGGGCUUGGCUCUACCAACUCUAUCUCGAUUCAGCCAACUACCCCCUCCUGCAUCGCUUGUACAUUGCUCCCUGCUCAAGCAACUCAUUUGUCCAACUCGCUAUGGCCCAUCAGCUUCACACAUCCGCCUCCGCCGAGAUCAUCAAGUCAAACUCCUCCUCCUCACCAUCAAAUACAAUCGACGAAGAUGAGAUUUUCCGGGGAGCAGAGGAAGCUCUUGCUGCAUUGGCAGAGCUACUGGGUGAUGAGCAAUGGUUCUUUGAUCAAGACAAACCCGGAUUGUUCGACGCAGGCUUGUACGCUUAUACGGAGCUGCUGCUUGACAAUGACUUCGGGUGGGCGGAGAACAGAUUAGGCGGUAUGCUCAGGUCUCACGCUGGGAUAGUGAAGCACCGUGAGACGAUACGAGAGAUGUACUUUUAG
Molecule: messenger RNA, 942 nt
Organism: Recurvomyces mirabilis
Lineage: Eukaryota; Fungi; Ascomycota; Dothideomycetes; Mycosphaerellales; Teratosphaeriaceae
Product: phosphatidylserine decarboxylase
Exons: 2
Coding region: 1-942 (313 amino acids)
Biological process (GO): mitochondrion organization
Cellular component (GO): SAM complex; cytoplasm
Source: RefSeq, a predicted model, not a curated record